Molecule: messenger RNA, 2610 nt
Organism: Ictalurus punctatus (channel catfish)
Lineage: Eukaryota; Metazoa; Chordata; Actinopteri; Siluriformes; Ictaluridae
Gene: p2rx3a
Product: purinergic receptor P2X, ligand-gated ion channel, 3a
Exons: 12
Coding region: 150-1340 (396 amino acids)
Biological process (GO): response to ATP; monoatomic cation transmembrane transport
Cellular component (GO): plasma membrane; nuclear inner membrane
Molecular function (GO): ATP binding; extracellularly ATP-gated monoatomic cation channel activity; purinergic nucleotide receptor activity
Source: RefSeq, a predicted model, not a curated record
AGUGCUGGAAGCAGAAGGCACUACAUUUCAUUCAGCAGAUGCUGUGGUAUCGAGAUAAGCUUGGCUGGAGCUCACGUGCUGCGGCCUUCUCCUCUAGCCGGAACUUAUCGUACACUUGUUAACACACAGAUCUACAGGCUGACGUCAUCAUGUUCGGCUGGAUCAGCGGUUUCUUCACCUAUGAGACGACCAAGUCUGUGGUGGUCAAGAGCUGGUCGGUGGGAAUUAUCAAUCGUGUGGCUCAACUCCUCAUCAUCAUUUACUUUGUUGGCUGGGUGUUUCUCCAUGAGAAGGCCUAUCAGGUCCGUGACACGGGGAUCGAGUCGUCAGUCAUGACUAAAGUGAAGGGCUUCGGCUUCUUAAACAAUCAUCUAAUGGACGUAGCCGACUAUGUGAUGCCCACGCAGGGUUCCUCCAUGUUCUGCGUCAUCACCGCAAUGUUCAUUACACCCAAUCAGACGCAGAGGACAUGUCCCGAGAUUGACAAGAAUUUUAACUGCACCACUGAUAAACACUGUGAGAAACACCAGUCCACAAACGUGGCAAAUGGGAAGAUAACGGGCAAAUGUAUCACUGAGGUGGAACGGUGUGAGAUUUUAGGCUGGUGUCCAGCAGAGGACGACCAUCAGAAUAUAACCUCAAUGAGCGAGGCUGAGAACUUCACCAUCUUUAUCAAGAACAGCAUUCGCUUUCCUCUCUUUAACGUCACGAGGGGGAAUAUGGGUGAAAACACCAAUUUGAGUUGUUUCUUUGAUCCCAUUAAUAACACAGACUGCCCGAUCUUCCGCCUGGCAGACGUGCUAAAGUACGCUGGCGAGAAUUUCACAAACAUCUCACAAAAAGGAGGAGAGAUUGGAAUUAAUAUAGCCUGGAUGUGCAAUCUGGACCAGCAUGUAGACAACUGUAAACCCAAAUACACAUUCACACGUCUGGACUCUGCAUUUAAAAAAAGCAGCGCCACAAAGGGAUACAAUUUCAGGUUUGCAAAAUACUUUAAGGCAGAAGAUGGCAGUGAAUAUCGCACACUUCAUAAAGCUUUUGCUAUUCGCUUUGACAUACUUGUGUCCGGCAAUGCUGGAAAAUUUCACUUAAUCCCAACAGUAAUUAACGUUGUUGCAGCUUGCACCUCAGUCGGCCUGGCAACGGUCCUCUGUGACAUCAUCCUGUUAAACUUCCUGAAAGGAGCUAAACAAUACAAGGCGAAGAAAUUUGAAGAGGUUUCAGAUUCUGUCAGUAGGUCUCCAAGUUUUGACCACCAUCAGGGCAGCCAGAUGACAAUCAAACGGGAAGAGAAGAGCUCAGAUGACUCAGGGGCUUAUUCCAUCAGACAUCAGAUGUGAUCGACCGGACGCCUCGGCCGGCAUGAGGUUUAAAAGCCUCUGAGCCUCAUCGUACUAGUCAGAUUCGCUAUUCUGAACCUUGACACAUUUACACCAGAGGACUUCAUCAUGUUUACUGCUAUGGCCAAUUUCCUUUCCAGAAUCUCAACGUAAAUGAGGUUAUUACACGAUAACUAAAUUCGCUGAAAAUGAUCGGGACCUUAUUUUAUAAAAAAAAUUAUCAUGCAUACAUAAGCUGAAUUUCGGUGCGAGUAGGAAUUAUUGGCACCUGUGGUUAAGGAAGCUUUUAACAAGUCAGGAAAGCAAGCCAUAUUUUCAGCGUUCUAAAACGUUUUGCAUCCAGGGAGCGCUUUAGCUGUAGAAUAAACUCCAUAGACCAUCUCAGUACUGAUUUAUUUUAUGCUCAAACUAUUCAAAUGAUGAUCUGAUAUUAUUACAUACAUAACAAGCUUUCAAUAAAAGAAAGAAGUCAUACUAAAGGACUUCGGGAAGUACGGAAAAUCAGGGAGGAAGUUUUAGACCCUAUGCGCUCAGUGCUCAUGUACUUUUACCUUCUGAGUGUUUUUGAAUACUGGAAAAUCUUCCAGGGGUAUAGUAAAAAGAACAUAAUCUUUCCAGUUCUGCUUUCAUAAGAUUACAAUAAAACUGUCUGGUGUGACUCGACCGUAUCACACUCACUGCCUCUUUGACUAUGCACCUGAGCCUUAUGCUACUAUUAUAUGUAGUAGGUCUCUCGUUUCAAUAUAUUACAAUACUGUAAGAAGAUGAUUUCUUUACACUAUUCUUGCUAACAUAUUACAAAUCACAAUAACCGCAUGUUCACUGUGGUAUAUGUGCCCAAAUCCAGUCAUGUUAUUUGAUGUUAUGUGUAUGUUGAUGUUAUAUGUUUAGCUUUUAUUGAAGAACAUAGACUAAAUAAUACUAUAUAUAUAUAUAUAUAUAUAUAUAUAUAUAUAUAUAUAUAUAUAUAUAUAUAUAUAUAUAUAUAUAUAUGUAUGUAUACAUAUAACCAACCACAUUUACCAAAUACUUAUAGAACACAUGGUAAACACAAUAUCUGUGUAAAAACUGAACAAUACAUUUAAAAGUAACAUAAACUUCACGUGCAUCGUUCCCACAUGGAAGGUCAUGUCGGUUAUAAACAUGCAUUUUUCAUUAUAAUCAGUAGAUAAGUUGUUUUCUUCAGCAUUACAAAGUGUUUUAGUCAUUCAUGUUGCCUACACAAGUUAUAUACACAAAAUAUACACAAUUAAUAAACUGUUUUAUCUCU